AUGUCGCCCAUCACACCAUACAAGAUCAACAUCCCCGACGAAAAGAUCCAGCGCCUCAAACAACAACUCGCCCUCGCCGACUUCCCGGACGAGCUGCCCGACGUCAAGCCCUGGAGCAGAGGCACACCCCUGGCCGAUCUGAAGCGCCUCGCCGCGUACUGGCAGGACGGCUUCGACUGGCGAAAACAAGAGGCAAAGCUGAACGAGCUGCCGCAGUUCAUGACCCAGAUCGACGUCGACGGCUUCGGCACCUACGACAUCCACUUCGUCCACCAACAGAGUCCCGUCAGGAAUGCCAUCCCUCUGCUUUUCUGCCACGGGUGGCCAGGGAGUUUUGCAGAAGUCACAAAGAUCCUCCCCCUGCUGAUCAACGGGGGUGGUGAUGCGCCGUCGUUCCACGUCGUCGUCCCCAGUAUGGUCGACUAUGGGUUUUCUUCUGCGGCGAAAAAGGCAAACUUCCAAUUCGAGCAGCAUGCCGAGGUGGCCCAUAAACUCAUGUUGAAGCUGGGAUACAAGGAAUACGGUAAACCCAUACCAAAAAUUCGUGCUGAGAACACCGUCAUUGACUCUCCCUCCAAAGUGUCGCAAGGAGGAGAUCUGGGCUACUUUGUCACUCGCUUCCUGGCCAUGCUGUACCCAGAGUCAUGCAAGGCGCAGCACGUCAACAUGUGCCACCCGCCCGAGAUCACGGCCAUCUCCCACCCGGCACUCUGGGCCCAGUUCCAGGCGACUCCUCUGACCGAGUACGAAAAGGCCGGGCUCGCCCGCUCCCGCUGGUUCCGCGAGGAAGGCUUCGGCUACAAUCUCCUGCACAGCACCAAGCCCCAGACGGCGGGCUACGCCAUCACGGCGAGCCCCGUGUCUCUCCUGGCGUGGAUCUACGAGAAGCUCCACGACUGGACCGACGGGUACGCCUGGACCGACGACGAGGCCCUCACCUGGAUCAGCAUCUACUACUUCUCGACCGCGGGUCCCGCGGCCUCGCAGCGCAUCUAUUACGAAAAGACGCACCGGACUCCCAAGGCAGGGUUUCCCUCGAAGGAAGCUGUCGUCGAGGUCCAGCGCUACAUCGACGUGCCUCUGGGCUACUCCCGCUUCCCCAAGGAGAUAAUCCUGCUCCCGAAGGUCUGGGUCAAGGCCAUGGGACCGGUGGUGUUUUUGAAGGAGCACGAAACCGGUGGACACUUUGCCGCGUGGGAGUUGCCAGAGGUGUUGGUCGGGGAUUUGCGCACCAUGUUUGGCAAGUCGAGUGCCGCGUAUGGGGUGGUGCCGGGGAAGUCGGGCUUUGACGUGUAG
Molecule: messenger RNA, 1296 nt
Organism: Fonsecaea monophora
Lineage: Eukaryota; Fungi; Ascomycota; Eurotiomycetes; Chaetothyriales; Herpotrichiellaceae
Exons: 2
Coding region: 1-1296 (431 amino acids)
Biological process (GO): epoxide metabolic process
Molecular function (GO): epoxide hydrolase activity
Source: RefSeq, a predicted model, not a curated record